Molecule: messenger RNA, 1690 nt
Organism: Ilex paraguariensis (yerba mate)
Lineage: Eukaryota; Viridiplantae; Streptophyta; Magnoliopsida; Aquifoliales; Aquifoliaceae
Source: the annotation of a GenBank genome assembly
CUCGAAUGCCUCGCUAUAAAUAUCGCCAUCGAACGCGUAAACGUUCUCUCCUCUCUUUCUCUCUAUUCUUUCUCUCUCUAUAUCUAUACACCUAUAUAUCCAGAGAUACAUACAUACUCUCGCUCUCUCUCUGUCUCUGCUCAGGCUCAGGGUUCAGAGAGAGCCAUGGAACCGGUGCAAAUGGAGGAGCUAACAUCGGGUGCGAGCGGUCGUAUAAUACCGGUCUUCAGGAACCUCCGUCGAUCCGUACCCUCCUACAAUUCCCUCCGUCGAUCCUUAAUCUUCAUCCAAUCAAUUUUCCUCUGGUUCAUCCUCUUCCUUCGCCUCCUCCCUCGCCACCGCGUGUGCACGUCUUCGCCGCCCUCGCCGUCCUCGGCCGUUACCGCAACGCCGAAGAAGCGGAGGUUUGCUUUUCGGAGAGAUGAGGAGGAUACGCUGCGGAGGAGAGCCCUUGCCGAGGGUUUGCAGAUGGUAAAGGAGACGGAGACCGACGAUGGAAAUAGCCGGUGCAAAUGGAAUACGUCUCUGUUCUUUGGAGUGAGACGGAAUGCUCUGUUUUGCCGGUCGUGGUUUCCGGUAUCUGGUGAAUUGAAGGGUAUUAUGAUCAUCAUUCACGGCCUUAAUGAGCACAGUGGAAGAUAUGCUCAGUUUGCGAAGCAACUGACCUCCUGCAGCUUUGGAGUCUAUGCAAUGGACUGGAUAGGUCAUGGUGGGAGUGAUGGAUUGCAUGGAUAUGUACCUUCACUUGAUCAUGUCGUUGCAGACACUGGGGCUUUCCUUGAAAAAAUAAAAUUGGAGAACCCUGGGAUACCAUGUUUCCUCUUUGGUCACUCGACUGGGGGGGCCGUGGUUUUGAAGGCUGCUUCAUAUCUCCACAUUGAAGGAAUGCUGGAGGGAAUUGUCCUGACUUCACCUGCUUUGCGUGUUAGGCCAGCACAUCCUAUUGUUGGUGCUGUGGCUCCAUUUUUUUCACUGGUUGUUCCCAAGUACCAGUUCAAAGGUGCCAACAAAAGGGGCAUUCCAGUUUCAAGAGAUCCCGCGGCACUUGAAGCUAAAUACUCUGAUCCCUUGGUCUAUACUGGACCCAUAAGGGUCCGAACAGGGCAUGAGAUUUUGCGCAUCUCUACUUACUUGAUGCGUAACUUCAAGUCUGUGACGGUCCCAUUCUUUGUCCUUCAUGGAACUGCUGACAAAGUGACUGAUCCAUUGGCCUCCCAGGAUUUGUUCAAUGAGGCAGCCUCCAAGUUCAAAGACAUAAAGCUGUAUGAUGGCUUCCUGCAUGAUCUUCUCUUCGAGCCUGAGCGUGAAGAAAUUGCACAGGAUAUUAUCGACUGGAUGGAGAAGAGACUAAAUGCUGACAAUCUGGAACAUGUUACCAGUAUCUGGUGACGUGACAUUAAAGUUAUUAUACUAUCUGAAAUACACCAUGGAAUUCAAUUCAUCCGCGGCUGUGAUGAGGCGGGGGAUGUUAUAAUUGAAGCAUGUAUUCAAUGUUAUAGAAAUAUAGCUGGUUUGUGUCUGGGAAAAUUGUUUUUUUCUUUUUCUUUUCAUGCUUUGUAAGUGCUUUGCAAGUCGCCUUUUUUUUGACUCAGGAUAAGAAUUUGAUCUUCUCAUCUUGAGUGGCAGGAUGGCUUUAGUUAUGAAAAAGACAGCAAAUUGAAAGAAAUGAAAUCUUCUGCUUUUGUAAUUG